Molecule: messenger RNA, 1040 nt
Organism: Gavialis gangeticus (Gharial)
Lineage: Eukaryota; Metazoa; Chordata; Crocodylia; Gavialidae
Gene: GET4
Product: golgi to ER traffic protein 4
Exons: 9
Coding region: 72-1031 (319 amino acids)
Biological process (GO): protein insertion into ER membrane
Cellular component (GO): cytosol; BAT3 complex
Molecular function (GO): protein binding
Source: RefSeq, a predicted model, not a curated record
UGGGCGGGGCUGGCGGAAGCCGGGCAGCGAGGGGCCCGCGAGUGUCGGCGCCGCGUCUCUCCCCCGCAGUGAUGGCGGCGGCGAUGAUGGCGGCGGCGGCAGAGCAGGACCCGUCGAAGGGCGGCGGGCGGAACCGCGGCGGUGUGCAGCGCGUGGAGGGCAAGCUGCGCGCCAGGAUGUUUUGCUUUGGUCUUGUUUGCAGGUAUAUGUCGCAAGGAAAACAUGCAGAAGCAAGAGAACUAAUGUAUUCAGGGGCAUUGUUGUUCUUCAGUCACAGCCAACAAAACAGUGCUGCUGAUCUGUCCAUGCUGGUUUUAGAGUCCCUGGAAAAAUCAGACACAAAAGUAACAGAUGAACUACUAGAAAACUUGGCUAAAUUGUUUAGUUUGAUGGAUCCAAAUUCCCCUGAAAGAGUGGCUUUUGUAUCCAGAGCACUGAAAUGGUCCAGCGGUGGGUCAGGAAAACUCGGUCACCCAAAAUUACAUCAGUUACUAGCCAUCACAUUGUGGAAAGAGCAAAACUAUUGUGAAUCCCGGUAUCACUUCUUGCACUCCUCAGAUGGCGAAGGUUGUGCUAAUAUGCUAGUAGAAUAUUCCUCAUCCCGGGGAUAUCGCAGCGAGGUGGACAUGUUUGUAGCUCAGGCAGUCUUGCAAUUUCUCUGCUUAAAGAAUAAGACCAGUGCAUCAGUGGUUUUUACAACAUAUACACAGAAACAUCCUUCGAUAGAAAAGGGGCCACCAUUUGUACAGCCAUUACUAAAUUUCAUCUGGUUUCUGUUACUAGCUGUUGAUGGAGGAAAACUAACAGUAUUUACAGUAUUGUGUGAACAGUAUCAACCCUCACUGAAAAGAGAUCCCAUGUAUAAUGAGUAUCUAGAUAGAAUAGGACAGCUUUUCUUUGGAGUUCCUCCCAAGCAAACAUCAUCCUAUGGAGGAUUACUAGGAAAUCUUUUAAACAGUCUGAUGGGAACUGGAGAAGAGGAUGAAGCAGAAGAUGGUCAAGAAGACAGCAGUCCUAUUGAACUUGAUUGAUUUUUUUUU